CAUCCUCGCUGCCCCGAGACCGACCGCCUCCCAGCCCGUCCUCCUAUCACGUGACGGCGGUGCAGGUGAGCAAUACUUCCGGAGGCGGGCGCUAUCAUCGCGGCUCCUAGCUCGAGCUCCGGCUCCGGCAGGUUCGCGGGGGUCAAGCUAUGGCGUCCUCUUCUGCCUCGUCGGCCACCGUACCGGCGGCGGCGGCAGCGGGCCCCGGCCCGGGUUUCGGCUUCGCCUCCAAGACCAAGAAGAAGCAUUUCGUGCAGCAGAAGGUGAAGGUGUUCCGGGCCGCUGACCCGCUCGUGGGCGUGUUCCUGUGGGGCGUCGCCCACUCGAUCAAUGAGCUUAGCCAGGUCCCACCCCCUGUAAUGCUGCUUCCAGAUGACUUUAAGGCUAGCUCCAAGAUCAAAGUCAACAAUCACCUCUUCCACAGGGAGAACCUGCCUAGUCACUUCAAGUUCAAGGAGUAUUGUCCCCAGGUCUUCAGGAACCUUCGAGAUCGAUUCGGUAUUGAUGACCAAGACUACCAGGUUUCUCUUACCCGAAGUCCCCCAAGUGAGAGUGAAGGCAGUGAUGGGCGAUUCCUUGUGUCCUAUGAUCGAACUCUGGUCAUCAAAGAGGUUUCUAGUGAGGACAUUGCUGACAUGCAUAGCAACCUCUCUAACUACCACCAGUAUAUAGUCAAGUGUCAUGGCAACACGCUGCUCCCCCAGUUCCUGGGAAUGUACCGGGUGAGCGUUGACAAUGAAGACAGCUACAUGCUCGUAAUGCGAAACAUGUUCAGCCACCGGCUCCCUGUGCACAGGAAGUAUGAUCUCAAGGGUUCCUUGGUAUCCCGGGAAGCCAGUGAUAAGGAAAAGGUUAAAGAAUUGCCCACACUGAAGGAUAUGGAUUUUCUCAACAAGAACCAGAAAGUUUAUAUUGGUGAGGAGGAGAAGAAAGUAUUUUUGGAAAAGCUAAAGAGAGAUGUGGAGUUUUUGGUACAGCUGAAGAUUAUGGACUACAGCCUCCUAUUGGGUAUCCAUGACAUUGUUCGGGGGACAGAACCAGAAGAAGAAGGACCUGGGAGAGAGGAGGAACCUGAAGGGGAGGGGGACUGUGGUAUGGCAGGGCCUCCAGCUUUGGUUGGCUCCUGUGGUACCUCCCCUGAGGGAAUCGGAGGCUAUAUCCACGCUCACCGACCCUUAGGUCCUGGCGAGUUUGAGUCCUUCAUUGAUGUCUAUGCCAUCCGAAGUGCUGAAGGGGCCCCUCAGAAAGAGGUAUAUUUCAUGGGCCUCAUUGACAUCCUGACCCAGUAUGAUGCCAAGAAGAAGGCAGCUCAUGCAGCAAAGACUGUCAAGCAUGGGGCUGGCGCAGAGAUUUCUACUGUCCAUCCUGAUCAAUAUGCGAAGCGGUUUCUAGAUUUCAUCACCAACAUCUUUGCCUAGGAGACUGAUUGGCACUCUAUGACGCCUCCUUUGACUUGGGUCGGGGAGGAAGAAGUGACAGGGCUGUAGGGGGAAUACUGGAAUUAGGGGUGUCCUCUUACUUAGCUAAGUCCAGGUUGCCUCUCCCUACUCCCAGAGUGAUGUCUUCCCUGCAUCUUGUCCUAGCCGCACCACACCCAGAGUCAGCUUCAUUAGAGUUUUAUUGGGGACUUUUUUUUUCCUCCCAAGUGCCUUGAUCUUUGUAAAAAUGUCGUGUUAUUUUUGUAAAAUAGGAGGAGCUGGAUUGGUUGGGGGGGGAGGUAUCUUCUGACCCUGGCAGGACCAAUGAUUCUGGUUCUAGGUGUUGCUCUAACCUAGAAAGCUUGAGCCAGCCUGGCUUGAACUUUGCUGUUUAACUUUAUUAGAGGCACAGAGGCUCACUCUUCAUUCUUCCAACAUUCCCCCACGUACCUGGUGCAGAUGUGGACGCAGCAGUGUGCAUAAAGUGUGGUAGCCAGGCUUACUCACUGAAGUGGAGAGGUGUGUGGAAGAUAGUCAGCAGGCUGGCCUCCCACUGGGUUGGGGGCUUGAGGGAUUAUUUGGCUUUGUCAGGGACUUCGAAUGGUUCCCUAGCCCCUUCCUCAGUGUCCUAGGUCCCUAAGUCUUGAAGCAUCCUCACUGUCUAGGCCCAAGUUGGGGUUGAGGUUUGGUUGCUGCUGCUGGAUACCUACCUCUGUCCCUACCAGGGACUGGGACCAUUUCAUCAGCUAUUUAGGUGGCUGGUCUGGGAGACUGGGGUGAAGAAAGAUUCUGGAGCUAAAAGCUCACUAUAUUUAAUAUUGCUUUCUCUUUGUCUAGUUAUUUCUGGAUAUUGUUCCAGGGCAGGGGAAUUCCUCAACCUGGACCAAACCUGGUUAUCUUUGGGGUGACUUGAACCCAGUGCCAUUCCUUCUUCCUGUUUCCCUUCACCUUUGUUAUCAGCCCACCCCCAUUCAACCUGUCUUGUGCUGCUGUUAUAUGUCCCAGAAAUAGGUGACAUUGUCAUCCCUGUUCCCUACCUCCUGAGAGGAAUCAGCCAUAACUGCCCCUCCCUGUGAAUAUUUUCCCCUACCUACUCCCUUGCCCCCACUUUAAUCUUCAGGAGGAAGAAACUCUGUGUGUGUGUGUGUGUGUGUGUGUGUGUGUGUGUGUGUGUGUGUGUGUGUGUGUGUGUGUGUGAGAGAGACACAUCUGAUAUCUGCCUCCCUCUUAUCUUCCCUCCAGGGCCCUGGUUGAACUUACUCCUUCCCCCAUCUUUCCCCUGUCUCAAUGCAAUAAAAUUUAGGACACCGGCAGCUGCCUUUCUCUAGAAAUUGGUUUUCUGACCAUGUAGCUGAUGUAUCAAGGGCAGUGUGGGUGUCUUCAUUUGUUGCAACAUCUCUCUCUUCUCUUUUUUUUGGUAAAAAAAAAAAAAGGAAAGAAAAGAAAAAUAAUCUUGGAUAUUCCUAUUCUUGCUGUCUCAAUAUAGAAGUAAAUUAUUAAACCUAAAGUGUUCCCUCGUA
Molecule: messenger RNA, 2938 nt
Organism: Phascolarctos cinereus (koala)
Lineage: Eukaryota; Metazoa; Chordata; Mammalia; Diprotodontia; Phascolarctidae
Gene: PIP4K2C
Product: phosphatidylinositol-5-phosphate 4-kinase type 2 gamma
Biological process (GO): phosphatidylinositol phosphate biosynthetic process
Cellular component (GO): plasma membrane
Molecular function (GO): 1-phosphatidylinositol-4-phosphate 5-kinase activity; 1-phosphatidylinositol-5-phosphate 4-kinase activity
Source: RefSeq, a predicted model, not a curated record